Messenger RNA from Ostertagia ostertagi, 354 nucleotides. The record is from the annotation of a GenBank genome assembly. NCBI's taxonomy places the organism in Eukaryota, Metazoa, Nematoda, Chromadorea, Rhabditida, Trichostrongylidae.
AUGGAUACGCUCCCUAAUUGGGUCAUGGGAGGUUACAUUCUGUUUUUCAUCGGAAUCAACGUUGUUAUGGAGAUGCUCGCUACCAACAACGAGGUCCGAAUGGAGAAAAAUGUUUCGGAACUUAAGCCGCAUCGUUUUAUUGUAGGCCCCAAUGGAAUGGCUCUUUCCCAUUUGAAUGGGCCUGCUGUGGAAUCUCCUCUGGCGCCACCAACGGGGCCAUUGUCAUCUGGGAGUGCCGUUGCAGCUGCUCGACGGCCGUGGCUGUCAACAACAUCGUCUCCACCAACAGCCUCCAGCUCGACUCCUGCAUAUGUCUUCAGUCGAGAUCAUAUCUUCGGCAUGGAAGAAGGCUUU